Molecule: messenger RNA, 513 nt
Organism: Hydatigera taeniaeformis
Lineage: Eukaryota; Metazoa; Platyhelminthes; Cestoda; Cyclophyllidea; Taeniidae
Source: the annotation of a GenBank genome assembly
AUGGAGUGUUUCAGAUGGUUCCAGUGGUUUGAAGAGGGAGACAAGGGCAUAAUAACGAUUGAGGAUGUCUGCGCAACCCUUGACAUACCACUUCCCUUGGAGUACAGACGGAAAGCUGAACAAAACAAUGUCAGGUCGGAGGGCUUAAUUCAAGAGACAGUUGAAACGCCCGCAUUAUUUGCUGCUCCACCAAUGCCAUCGUCAGCAUCGAGCUUAGAGAAGUCUACACUAGAUGGUGUCGAAGUCUUGCCUGGCAAUGCUGCAUCUGACGAUGUCCUUGAAACAUGUGUGCGCCUAGUAAAAGAGUAUUCUGGACCACACGGUGCGGAAAAAGAUCUGGCAGGCUACCUUAAGGAGCAUAUGGAAAUGAGGUAUAGGAAGCAUUGGGAGGUCGUGAUCUCCAUCUCUGCUAUAGGCUGUGCGGUUGCCCACGAAGUUAACAUGUUCAUCCACUUUCGCUAUAAGGACCACAUUUAUCUCUUAUUCCUUGUUCCCGACAUGAGGGGCCUGUGA